Messenger RNA from Camelina sativa (false flax), 1072 nucleotides. RefSeq names its product E3 ubiquitin-protein ligase MIEL1. Gene Ontology annotation, biological process: protein ubiquitination; ubiquitin-dependent protein catabolic process. Gene Ontology annotation, cellular component: nucleus. The record is from RefSeq and is a predicted model, not a curated record. Lineage: Eukaryota; Viridiplantae; Streptophyta; Magnoliopsida; Brassicales; Brassicaceae. Gene Ontology annotation, molecular function: ubiquitin protein ligase activity; zinc ion binding.
UUUAGUCCGAUUCUGUAAUUAAAUUAGGUUGGGUGGCAACCCCCUAAAUCCUAAUCCUGUGAAUCUGACUGAUGAUGGGUGCUAGUGCUAGUCUGCACCAAGAAGAAGACUCGAUGGAUUCUUCUACUGCUCCAACCAUUCCCAGAGACAAAGACUUCGGCAAAUUCCAAUUCGGAUGCGAACAUUACAAGAGACGAUGUAAAAUCAGAGCUCCUUGCUGCAAUCUCAUCUUCCCAUGCCGCCAUUGCCAUAACGAAUCAGCUAAUUCUUUACCUGACCCUAAAGAACGACAUGAUUUGGUCCGCCAAAACGUCAUACAGGUUGUUUGUUCAAUAUGUGAAACUGAGCAAGAGGUUGCUCAAUUCUGCUCCAAUUGCGGUGUCUCUAUGGGGGAGUACUUUUGCAAUAUUUGCAAAUUUUUUGACGAUGAUACCUCAAAAGAACAAUUUCACUGUGAUGAUUGUGGUAUUUGUAGAGUUGGUGGGCGUGACAAGUUCUUUCAUUGCCAGAACUGUGGAGCUUGUUAUUCAGUGGGCUUGCGCGAUAAACACUCGUGCAUUGAGAACUCCACAAAGAACUCUUGUCCUGUCUGUUGCGAGUAUCUAUUUGAUUCGGUAAAAGCUGCACAUGUGAUGAGUUGUGGGCAUACUAUGCAUAUGGAUUGCUUCAGCGGAAUGAUCAAUAAUAAUCAGUAUCGGUGCCCCAUUUGUUCCAAGUCAAUGGUGGAUAUGUCUACUUCGUGGCAAAUACUAGAUCUCGAGAUAAGCACAACAGAGAUGCCCGUUGAGUAUAAGUUUGAGGUUUCAAUACUUUGCAACGACUGCAACAAAGGGAGCAAAGCAAUGUUCCACAUUUUGGGACACAAGUGCGGGCAUUGUGGUUCAUACAACACUCGUAGAAUCUCAACUCCACAAGAUCCAGUUCUUGAAAUAGACUCAAAUCAUGAGAACUAAACAAUUCACAUUAGCAUAAUUUUGUAAUUUUUCUUUUAUUAAACUCAAAUGAGAGGACAUAACAAGAUCAAAAGAGAAGAAUAUGGCGUUAUGAAAUGAAAUGACAAAUAUUAUACUCA